GAGAGCCUUCAGUCGGGACGAUUACGGAGGCUGGAUGGAUUCGCUCUGCGCGCGCUCAGCCUCUCCCUCUCUCCAGCUUUUGUCUGCUCACACAGCCCACUGUGCGUCCUGCAGCCGCCUCUCUGCGUUUAAUCCAAACAUUUACUCCUGUCCUACUGGUGAAUCAGAAUCGUCGAGACCGUGCUGACCGUGCAUUUUCUGGUUGCGUGGAAACUAAAAGCCUUCUCGCCCCUGAAGAGGUGCAGCAGCUUUCUAAAAUUAUUUUUGUUUGGAGCCAACGGCGCGUCGCGGUUCCCGGAGCUGCACAAGUUAAACAAGAGGACCGGUGCACGAAUCAUGGAGCGGAGAGGAAAAGCAGCCUUAAAGACGUGAGUGUUCCAUUGUAACCAGGGAGGUUGAUGUGAGCUUCCGUCCUCGGCUCUGGUGGUUUUCCGUGGAGCAUGCCCCAAUUCCACAAUGCCCCUGCUUGCAGACUGGCUGCUGCGCCACUCGGUGGUCAUGUGUUUGCUGCUGCACAGUUUGGUUUUAAUGACGUUCUGCUUCCAUCACGCCGCCACCACCUGUUCCAAGAGGUGCUACUGCUCUGAGAGCGAGCUCGGUGGCAAGACGGUUCGCUGCAGCAACCUGCAGCUGACGGAGAUCCCAGAGGACAUCCCCAACGACACGCAACAUUUCUAUCUGGACUUCAAUCUCCUUACCUCGGUUCCAACAAACGCCUUUGUGGGUUUAACCCAUUUAGUUGAACUGGAUCUAUCCCACAAUGAGCUGAGCCAGCUAGAACUCGGAGCGUUCAGAGGCCUCAGCUCCUCUUUACAGUUCCUAGAUCUGUCAUCAAACAAGUUAAAAAAAUUUAACCCUGACGCUUUUGAGGGUUUGCGAGCUCGUGCCAACCUCACAAACAAUCCAUGGCAUUGUGACUGCAAUUUGCAGAUGGCGCUGCCUCGUGUGGACUUGGAGCCUGCGUCACUGACUGGCAUCGUGUGCCAGACUUCCAAUCCAGAGGAAAUAGGAGUCAAAGGACUCGCCUUUCUGUUGGCACCAGACAUAGACUUGUGCAAUGUGAUGAAGAGGACUACAGAUGUGGCCAUGCUGGUUGUCAUGUUUGGCUGGUUCACUAUGGUCAUCUCCUACCUGGUCUACUAUGUUAGAGCAAACCAGGAGGACGCACGCAGACACUUGGAGUAUCUGAAGUCACUGCCCAGCAGGCAGGGCAAGUCCGAGGAGUCCUCCACUAUUAGCACUGUGGUGUGAGGCUGCAACUUAAAGUGCAUCUCAUAGUGAACAAAGCUUUUGGUAUAACCCACACCUACACCAUUUUCAUGAGUUUCAGUUGUGCUCAGCGUUGCCACUGAGCCAAGUUGUGCAAAAAUAAACAUGCGUCCAGAAACCCUGGCAGAUGUAAGAUGGUGCAGAUGAAUAAUUCAACCUUCAGCAGACCAUUAGGACAUUUUGUUGGCAGAGUUGAUGGCCUCGUCAGUGCGCUGAGGGAAUAAAAGCAGUGGCAUAG
Molecule: messenger RNA, 1507 nt
Organism: Nothobranchius furzeri (turquoise killifish)
Lineage: Eukaryota; Metazoa; Chordata; Actinopteri; Cyprinodontiformes; Nothobranchiidae
Gene: lrrc3ca
Product: leucine rich repeat containing 3Ca
Cellular component (GO): extracellular matrix
Molecular function (GO): protein binding
Source: RefSeq, a predicted model, not a curated record